Molecule: messenger RNA, 2818 nt
Organism: Styela clava
Lineage: Eukaryota; Metazoa; Chordata; Ascidiacea; Stolidobranchia; Styelidae
Biological process (GO): adenylate cyclase-modulating G protein-coupled receptor signaling pathway; cell surface receptor signaling pathway
Cellular component (GO): plasma membrane
Molecular function (GO): G protein-coupled peptide receptor activity
Source: RefSeq, a predicted model, not a curated record
UAGUAGCAUAAUAUUGAUUAUCGCUUGAUACUGGUGUUAGGGUAAAUACAUCCAAGAAAGAAGUAAUAACCCAUUAUUUAAGGAAUUUCCUCGACUCAUUUUUUUUCCUCAAAUUUUUAGUAACUGGUUAGUAGUAAAGAGUUAAUUUUUGCAUUUCAUUAGUCGGUUCUUCACAGAUAAUUUUGAGCAACGUUUACGGUUGAACCAACAUCAUUAGUGUUGUUUAUACUCAUCAAACAGUCGCUUCCACGUUACCAUCGAUGUAUAAUGUGGCUUGCAUUGUACGCGGAAACGCUUAUUUCGCUCUCCACUAAACCGCAACGAAUGUGUUAGUCAUGUAACGAACACAAUGGGGCGUACGUCUUUUACUUCCCUGAACAUUCCUAAAUUUAGCAAUGCAUAACAGUUAUGUGUUUACAUGUAUGAUUAAUAUUCUAUUUUCAGCGGCUGGAAGCUUCUAACGUAGCAAUGUAUAUAGUAUACCGUCGCUUGACACAUUAGUUGGAAUAGACGUGUGUGUAUAAGUGUUAUCAGCUAGAAAAUGUUUUGAUUUAAACUAAGUAAUGGGUAUCGCUGAGCUUGUACUUUUGCUGUUUGUAAUAUGUUCAGAAGUUAAGAGCCAACAUGUGGAAUAUCAGACUAUUGUAAUAGAGCAACAGGCAAGGAAAGUGAAUGGAUGUAUUGAGAAUUCUCUGAUUGUCCAAAAUCAAACACAAGACGAUAAUAACGUGCAGUAUCGAUUUGAAGACGGAAUCUUCAAAACAUGUCUUGGCGCACAAGACAAUACUUCAACAUCUUUCUUGUCAUUGUUAUCGAUGGAAGAAACAAAACUCCUUGACCAAUACAACUACUUUAAAACAAAGAAAAUGGUUUUGUUCGCAGAAAACAACAUUGACCACAACAUUAUAUUUUACGAAACUGAAGGAAAACGGCCAGUAAUGUCCAAACAUUUUUCGGCAAAAACGAAUAAAAGUGAAGUAUACGCUAUAUUAGAAACCCAAUUGCUGUCUUCAAAUAUAUCAAUCUUGAUCGUUGGAAUAUUGCAUCCUAACGUAUCCGACCACAAAAGAAAACCAUCAUCUGAAACUUCAUACCGCACAGACGUAUAUGAAUUGGACAAUCUUGGUUUUUUGUCCGUGACCGCAAUCAGGUGUGAUGCAACGCAGAAUUGUUCGAAAGUACCCAUAAAUGUGACUUUCGGAUAUAACCUAGCUUGGGACAUAAGUAUAUUGCGAUACAACGAUCGAUUUACCAAAGUAUAUUCAUUUACUCAGAAUUGUAAUCGACUAAGCGAAGACGGAAAAUGGGUUGAAUUUGAAAACCAUUCGAUUCAACCCCUGGUCACCAGAUGCCGUAAUGAAGCGGGAUCGGUUUACGGUGUCAAACAAGAAAUCAAACUUUUCCAAAUGUCGAUGUUUUGGAGAACUUUUUUCAUCGUGUCGAAAGUUUUUGUCGGCAUUAGCACAUUCUUUUUACUAAUAACCGUUUUCUUUCUCGUACGAUACCGCGUUAAACUACCAUCCCAUCGCGUUUUCAAUCAACUUGGAAUCUCACUUUCGUUUAUCGGAAGACAAUUCGUUAUAUUACUGUACACCGGGAUGUUGGUGGCAGAACCAUAUCCAGUACGUUUAUGUGAAUGUAUGGCAAUUUUAUUCCUAUAUUUUUCUGUUACGACUGCAUGUUGGUUGCUAAGUGAAGCAUUAGUGCUAUUUGUGAAAGUAGGAUUACUCCAAAUGGUCAGCUACACUAAGGCUUUCUCUACCAGACGUAUGACCGCAGUUACAGUAUGUAUUUGGAUUUUUUCUGCUUUGUAUGUAUUUGCUACAGCGUAUCCUGCACAUAGAGCUAAUAUCUUUGUCUGCAAUACAAAUCUAUACAACGCUAUUAAUGAAAGACACAAUUUGUUGAGUUCAUACGGGAAUAGCACCGUGUACGAUAUGACUAAGUAUAUAAAAUAUUACGGCUGUGAACCCUCGCAUAAUGAUUACGUUGUUUAUCUUGUUUUAACGCCCACCGUAAUAGCAUUUAUUUUUAACUUGAUAGUCGCUACCUAUAUUACUACUGUAGUUUUGCGUAAAAGUAUUGCAACACAAUCAAGCCGGCCGUCAGACAACCCCCUGCCCACGAGGGACACAAUAAAAACAACAACAAACGCUAUUAUAUUUCUUGCUUGGUCUCUAGGUAUUCCACAAUUUGUCACUGUAAUUUUAAACACUUUGGAUCAUAACGUGGAAGCAUACAUGAUUAACAAUAUAUUAAAUGCUGUACAAGGGCCGAUUGUGUUUUAUUUUUAUUUCCUGAAAAAUUCAGAACUCAGGCAAGCAAUGAAGCGCAAGAAUAAACGACGGAAGUUGAAAAAAGACAAUGAAAAUACUUGAAAAUUAGUAACUUGAUUUUUUUUUUUAAUUUGAACUCUCUGUAUUUGUGUACUUUAUUUAUUGUUUUUUCAUGUUAGAAAAUUUUGCUGAACAAAAAAUAGAAAAAAAAAAUUGCAUCGCAAGUUAUAGACUAAUGUUUGUUGGUAGUUUCUGAGUAGGAAAAUUUCUAUUUUCUUCAAUAUUUUAUUUUAUUAAUCAUUGUAUAUGUUAUUGUCUAAUUGUACUGAUACUCGAAAUGCCGUUAUCUAUUUCGAUUUUGUAACAAAUGUUACCUCUGCCUCUGCUUACAGACCUGUUACUUAUUAUUGAUAUCAACAAUUUUGCCAAGUGUUAAGCGUUCGUUGUUGAAUAAAAAUUUAAUCAAAAAAUUAUACGGAUGGUGGUACGCAAAUCUGCAAUAUUGUACUCACUCAUUAGUCAUUAUAUUUUAGAAAUCUAGU